This is a messenger RNA of Theobroma umbraticum, 1479 nucleotides long. Its product is annotated as Aldolase-type TIM barrel family protein. The record is from RefSeq and is a predicted model, not a curated record. Gene Ontology annotation, biological process: L-tryptophan biosynthetic process. Gene Ontology annotation, molecular function: indole-3-glycerol-phosphate synthase activity; phosphoribosylanthranilate isomerase activity. Lineage: Eukaryota; Viridiplantae; Streptophyta; Magnoliopsida; Malvales; Malvaceae.
GAGAUGAAAAUCCACUUUAAAGGCCGCUGUAUCAUUGCCGCUUCCCAGCAGUCCGCUUCCGAAAAGAAGCCCUUUCAUUACCCUAUUGCAUCUCUUCACUCUCUCGCCUUGUUUCCUUUGUCAUCUCCUUCUCAGCAUAUAUGAGGUCAUGAUUCUCAGCCAAACCCAGUCAAUUGCAGAAUCCCCCUAGUGGUUUUUCAAUUGCAAAAAUGGAGGGAUUGGUUUCCCUGAAAGCGACUCCUAGAAUUUCCUUUCAAUCAGUUCCUUCCUUUAAUCACCGUCCUAAUUUCUUCAUCCGCCGCUCCACAAUGAACCUUCCUCUCCGCCGCUCCAAUUUUCCUGGCCUUCGAGCCCAACAGUCGGAGACCAUAUCCCCGAAAAGGGGAGAGGAGGAAGAUGCGUUGAAAGUGAAGGAAUGGGAAGUUGGAAUGUUCCAAAACGAAGUCGCUGCGAGUCAAGGCAUAAGAAUAAGGCGAAGACCGCCUACGGGUCCACCGUUGCAUUACGUGGGUCCCUUCGAGUUCCGUUUGCAAAACGAGGGUAACACUCCUCGCAAUAUUCUUGAAGAAAUCAUUUGGCACAAAGACGUGGAAGUUUCCCAAAUGAAAGAGAAGAAGCCUCUGGCUUCAUUGAAGAAGUUUGUCGAGAAUGCAGCACCCACUAGGGACUUCGUCGGAGCUCUUAAGGCGGCGCAUUCACGGACUGGGUUGCCUGGUUUGAUUGCUGAAGUUAAGAAGGCUUCGCCUAGCAGAGGAAUUCUCAGAGAGGAUUUUGAUCCAGUUGAGAUUGCUAGGGCAUAUGAGAAGGGUGGAGCUGCAUGCCUUAGUGUUUUGACUGAUGAAAAGUACUUUAAGGGAAGCUUUAAAAAUUUGGAGGCAAUAAGGAGUGCUGGAGUAAAGUGCCCUUUGCUUUGCAAAGAAUUUGUGAUAGAUGCAUGGCAGAUCUAUUAUGCUCGAAUUAAGGGAGCAGAUGCAAUACUUUUAAUUGCUGCUGUUUUGCCUGAUCUUGACAUCAGAUACAUGGUUAAAAUCUGCAAGAUGCUUGGUUUGGCAGCGCUUGUAGAGGUGCACGAUGAGAGGGAAAUGGAUCGCGUUCUUGGUAUCAAAGGGAUUGAACUUAUUGGUAUCAAUAAUCGUAACCUUGAGACAUUUGAGGUAGAUAUCAGUAACACAAAGAAGCUUCUUGAAGGAGAGCGUGGCCAAAUGAUCCGUCAGAAAGAUAUAAUAGUCGUAGGAGAAUCUGCGCUGUUUACUCCGGAUGAUGUUGCUUAUGUACAAGAAGCUGGUGUUAAAGCAGUUUUGGUUGGGGAGUCACUAGUGAAGCAAAGCGACCCUGGAAAGGGAAUAACUGGGCUUUUUGGUAAAGACAUUUCUUUGUGACUUCGUAAUAGAAAGUUGGAUAAGCGUAUAGUCGACUCUGGGGCGUGCGACGUGCCUUCAUGGUCGUGUGCAUCACUCCUAUGAUUGUUUUUUAUCUUUC